CAAAAGCAUUAUUACAUUGUCUGUUAAUGUCAGACAUAAAUUAGCAUUACCGGCAGUUUUGCCGCUUUUAUUGGCUCUUACCAAAUUAAAUUUUAGUAUUGUUUAGGGCUCUAACAUUAGUAAAAGUUUGUAGCUUUCGGGGCGAAUAAAAGUGCAUUUGUUGAAUUCUGAAAAUGUGUUAAGUUGUGGAAUAAGUCAUAUUUCUCUGGAGAUGGCUGAUGAUUCAGGAAAUGAAGAUAGCUGGCUUUAUGGGGAAUCCAAUGCUGACUCUCAAGAUCAUGUAGCAAAAGAGAAUGAUAAAAAUCAAGAAGAAACAAACGAAAAUAAUUGUGAGCGAGAACCUGUGGAGGAGAAAGAAGAGUCACAUAAUGAACAUGUAGAUGAGGAACACUUUGAUGUUCAGGAACCUAUUGACCAGAGAGAUAAUGAGAAUGGAGAAGAAGAAAGCAAACAUGAUUCAAAUGCAGAUAGUGAUAGUGAAUCCGAUGAUGAUAUUAAUGUUGUUAUAGGAGAUAUCAAAUCAGGUCCUUCAUAUGCAGGGAUAAAUGUGAAGCAAAGGGCACCUCUACUUGCUGCUGGUGCUCCGAAUGCCGAUAAACCUAAACAGGUACAAGGAAAAUUUAAUAUUGAUGAUUUUGAACAAGCUGGAAUUAUUAAUGGAAUACAAGUACAUGAAUUUAGUAUAGACUCCUUAGAAGAUAAGCCAUGGAGAAAGCCAGGAGCAGAUGUAACAGAUUAUUUCAAUUAUGGAUUCAAUGAAGAUACCUGGAGAGCAUAUUGCGAACGACAGAAGAGAAUGAGAGUUCAUGAGUCCGGAACUGGUCUUCUUGUUCUUGGUAAUAUCAAUACAGGGUCAAGAGUUGUGACUGCACUUUCUAAUGAAAAUAGUAAAUACGCAAACAUACCAUCUGCUGGAAUUCGAAAGGCUGGCCCUCCUCCAGGUCGUAGAAUGACAGGAUCAAUAGAUGUUAUUGGUGGUACAGGACUUGCUAGUCGAAGGGGUGAUGAAGAAGCACCAGGUAUAAACCCUACUACACCUUCUCCUGGGGUUAAAGAAAAUGUUAUUCAGGUAAUGACAGCUGAUCGUCGGGAAUAUAGUCGGGUUUCAAAAAGUUUUCCUGAUACAACACUACCGCCUCCACAAAUGGGAGAUUCUCAGUUCCCUUCGACUCACAUGUCUGAGCCUUACUAUGAACCAGAUCCUUACUUCAAUACUUAUGAGCCGACACAGGAUUUACAAUGGGGAGAUUCAAACUGGACCCCUUCGGAUCACAUGAAACAGCUAACUCCCGGAAUGAAUAUGGUGCCUGUAGCACCCCCACCAAUAGGAGGUCCCGUAUCACAGAUGGUUGGGUCUCAUAUGCGCAUGCCUCCUCCUAUGGGUGGACCACCGAUGAUGGUAAUGCCUCCACACAUGGUGGGUCAAAGGCCACCACUAAGAGCACCAAUUUCUCCUGAUAGCAGAGACAGGGAUAGAUCUCAAACUCGAGAUCGGGAAAGGUCUCGAGACAGAGAUAUUGACAGAUCACGAGACAGAUCGCGCGAAAGGGAAAGAGAAAGAAUGGAAAGAGAUCGUGAGACAAGAGAUAGGGACCGGGAUAGGGAUAAGGAUAGAGAAAGGGAGAGAGACAGAGAUAGGGAGCGGGAUAGAGAUCGUGAUCCACGUGAACGAGAUCUUCGCGAAAGAAGCGUUAGGCAAGAAGAUGCAGAACAUUCACCUUCGCAUGAUAGAGAAGAUAGAGGUCGUUCAUACCGAGACAGAUCACAUCGUAAAGAAAGAUCAAGGUCCAGGGAAAGGUCAAGACGGCGUAAAUCACGAUCACGAUCACCCUCACACAGAGUGCAUAAAAAGAAGAAAUCAAGCCAUCGUAAAGAAAAAGAUGACAGUGAUUAAUGCCAUUCUAAAUGAAUAUUGUAACUAGAACUGCGU
This is a messenger RNA of Ctenocephalides felis (cat flea), 1930 nucleotides long. RefSeq names its product pre-mRNA 3'-end-processing factor FIP1-like. Gene Ontology annotation, cellular component: mRNA cleavage and polyadenylation specificity factor complex. The coding region runs from base 212 to 1894 and encodes 560 amino acids. The transcript has 9 exons. Gene Ontology annotation, molecular function: RNA binding. The record is from RefSeq and is a predicted model, not a curated record. NCBI's taxonomy places the organism in Eukaryota, Metazoa, Arthropoda, Insecta, Siphonaptera, Pulicidae.